AUGCAUCGCGUGCAAAUUCACGCGCGUGAUCUCCGUAUUCUUGACCCUCUUCUAUCCUAUCCCUCCACCAUUCUUGGUCGUGAAAAAGCCAUUGUUCUCAAUUUGGAGAUUUUGCUUCGCGAUCCAUUGGAUGACAAAGUUGCCCCCAUUGUGGAGGAACUUCGAAGGCGAUUGAAACCGGUAAAUGCUGAUGAUGGAGAUAAUAUAAGUGGCAGAGAGUCAGUUCCCCAGCAUGAUCUUGAUACAGGGGAAGAAGACGAGUCUCCAUUUGAAUUUAGGGCCCUGGAGGUUGCUUUAGAAGCCAUUUGCAGUUACCUUGCUGCCCGCACAAUAGAAUUGGAGAUGGCUGUCUUCCCUGCUUUAGAUAUGCUAACAGAAAAGAUUAGUAGCCGUAACUUAGACCGACUACGCAAGUUAAAAAGUCAGAUGACUCGGUUGACUGCUCGAGUGCAGAAGGUAAGGGAUGAGCUAGAAAAACUUUUGGAUGAUGAUGAUGAUAUGGAUGAACUUUACUUGUCACGAAAGUUGGUUGGUGCAUCUUCAUCUUUAAGUGGAUCAGCUGCUUUUCUUCACUACUCUCCAAGUAUGGGCUCAAAACCAUCGAGAGCUAGCAGGGCUAGUGUUGCUACAGCUCUUGGUGAUGAGAAUGAUGUUGGGGAGGUCGAGAUGUUAGUUGAGUCUUACUUCAUGCAGAUUGAUGGCACGUUAAACAAGUUAACUACGAUACGUGAAUAUAUUGAUAGUACAGAAGACUACAUAAACAUUCAGCUCGACAACAAGCGAAAUCAGCUGAUUCAGCUAGAACUCAUUCUCAGUUCAGGAACUUUAAGCUUAUCAAUAUAUUCCUUGGUAGCUGGAAUUUUUGGUGUAAACAUCCCAUAUACUUGGAAUACUGGUUAUGGAUAUUUGUUUAAAUGGGUGGUAAUCAUCACGGGGAUUUUCUGUGCCGUAGUUUUUAUAUUGAUCAUGUCUUAUGCGCGAUAUAAAGGACUUGUUGGAUCAUAAACUGCAUAAUUCAUGGUAAGAGGAACAUCCAGUUCUGAUAGACCAUGCCAAAACAUCUGGAUUUUCUUGGCAAACGAAAUUGAAAGUGAUAAUCGGCACUAUUAUUAUUAACUUG
Molecule: messenger RNA, 1120 nt
Organism: Coffea eugenioides
Lineage: Eukaryota; Viridiplantae; Streptophyta; Magnoliopsida; Gentianales; Rubiaceae
Product: magnesium transporter MRS2-2-like
Exons: 10
Coding region: 1-1005 (334 amino acids)
Biological process (GO): transmembrane transport; magnesium ion transport
Cellular component (GO): membrane
Molecular function (GO): magnesium ion transmembrane transporter activity
Source: RefSeq, a predicted model, not a curated record